ACAUAUUUAUUUGUAAGUUACAUAGUAACAAAGAAUACAACAACAUAUGUAAUUCAAAACACACACAAAAAAAAUUCUUUCCUUCUCGUAAAAGAAAGAAACAAAAACAAAAAACACAAAAGGCAUUCGUCAGCUUUAUUACAAAACACCAUCACUUCUUCUUCUUUCUUUGUCUGAGUCCCAAGAAUGGAAGACUUCAGAUCCAGAUCGUACAGUGACGGAAGAACAUCAGACCUUCAAGUACAAUAUUCAGCUCACGGCCGGAGAUCUAACGGACCAGAUUCAUUCAGUGGUAACGGUGGUAUGCAAGAUCUUAGGUCUUACAGCACUUCCUACACAGAGUACCCUAGCCGGAUACCCGAAGACCCGACGACUAAUCAGAAGAAAGGAAGAUUGUCAUCAUCUUCAUCGUCUUCUUGGGGUGGUUUUGUGGAUCCAGAUUUACAGAGGAAGAAGAGAGUUGUGAGUUACAGAGCUUAUACUGUUGAAGGUAAGCUUAAAGGCUCUUUCAGGAAAAGCUUCAAAUGGAUCAAAGAUAAAUGCAACAAAUUACUUAAUUAAAUUCAAGCCAAUGUGCAUGCUUAAUGAGAUUAUUUAAACUUUCCGUUUUUUUUUUUUAAUUUAUAUAUUUGAUGAUUUCGAUCCACUGUCAAUCUUUUUAUCAUUUUUGUGUGUGUUUUAGUUUGUGGUGGUAGUAGUAAUUGUGUAACAACAAUAAUUAAUAGAUUCAUAUCGGGGAUAAGUUUAUGAUUCUUAUUCGAUUUUUGACGUAUUCUAAAUUAUUUGUUUGGCAAGUAA
This is a messenger RNA of Camelina sativa (false flax), 798 nucleotides long. RefSeq lists its product as uncharacterized. The record is from RefSeq and is a predicted model, not a curated record. Lineage: Eukaryota; Viridiplantae; Streptophyta; Magnoliopsida; Brassicales; Brassicaceae.